Molecule: messenger RNA, 600 nt
Organism: Parastagonospora nodorum SN15
Lineage: Eukaryota; Fungi; Ascomycota; Dothideomycetes; Pleosporales; Phaeosphaeriaceae
Exons: 2
Coding region: 1-600 (199 amino acids)
Biological process (GO): DNA-templated DNA replication; DNA synthesis involved in DNA repair
Cellular component (GO): delta DNA polymerase complex
Molecular function (GO): DNA-directed DNA polymerase activity
Source: RefSeq, a predicted model, not a curated record
AUGGCGCCUAAGCGACGAGUUUCCGGUCCCGCGACGAAGUCGUCGCAAUCCACCCUCGCUUUCCACGGCGCAUCAAACAAAGUCACAAAACCCAGCACGCGCACACCGAGCGGAAAGAAAAAUGUGCUGGCAAAAUUGGUGAAGAAGCAGGAGGAGGCCAAGCCAGAAAUUAUCGAACUCAUAGAUGAGCCCACGACAGCUGAAGCAGCCCUCAUCGAUCAAACCAAGGUAGAAGUCGUCGAAGCGCAACAAGCGCAAAGCACACCUGAGGAAGAAGAGGCCAGGCGCAUAUCAGAAGCAGCGAUCGAGAAGUACUGGGCUGCGAAGGAGAAGCUGAGGACGGCGCCGAGAGUACAUCAGUCAGAUCUGAGCUUGCACGAGAAGGUCUUGCGUGAGUUUGACAUGAGCGCACAAUACGGGCCCUGCACUGGUAUCGCGCGCUUGAAGCGAUGGAAGCGUGCGUAUCGAAUCAACCUCGACCCCCCACUGGAAGUCCUAGCUGUUCUCUUAAAGGAGAUGGACGAGGAUUCGAGCGUGGCGCUUCAACGAUCCCAAGUCGAUGAACUACUAAACUCACGAGUUAAGGCCGAUGCUCCCUGA